This is a messenger RNA of Linum trigynum, 261 nucleotides long. Lineage: Eukaryota; Viridiplantae; Streptophyta; Magnoliopsida; Malpighiales; Linaceae. The record is from the annotation of a GenBank genome assembly.
AUGGCCCCUGUCCUUCUCCUUGUCGACAGCAACACAGCAGCUAGCGACAGCGACGCUUCUUCUUCCUUCCUCUCCCGGGUAAUAGAGCAGCAACAAGCGAUUUUCGACUUCAUUCUUCUUCCUCCUCCUUCUCAUUCUUCUCCGCGAUGUCAGUGCAGAAGCAGCCCGCCAGAAACAGAGCAACAAUGGAAGCUGCGGAUUCGGGUGCGGGUAUCGGUCGGAAUGGACGGAGGGGCUAUUGGAAGCGGCGGCGACAGUUGA